AUGGAUCCAAGACAACCGCAACAUCCCUUUUCCUCACGGAAUACUACAUCUCCUUAUGGACGCACUCCCUUUCCGCCUUCAUCGAAUCAACCACAAUACCCUUCAUCAUCGCAUCCUCCUCCAGCGGCUCCUGCAUAUACCGAUCACCAACGAAGACCUUCGGAUCCUCCAUAUUAUAAUCCGCCGAGAAGUUAUGGGCAAGAAGGGCCUCCGAUGUCUGGACAAAGUCAUUCGAGACAUCAGAGCUCAUCCUCUGUUGGUCAUGGAACCCCUGUGAAUAGAAACAUGCCUCCUCCAUCUUCUCCCCAACAGCAAGCUCCCCAGGCCACACAUCACUAUGGGCCUCCACGACCUCCUCCAGCGUCCGUGGGACCGCCUAGUACUUAUUCAUCUGGUCGUGAAUUGCCAUCCUUGCCUUCUUUAGGACGACCUCCAAGUGGUAACAUGUCAAUUUCUUCCAUACUUGGAGGGCCUUCCCCUGGUUCGCGGGAACCACCUAUCUCACAAGCACAUUACGCUUCCCCAGUUGCAACAUCGGCUCCUCCAAGUUCAAUGUUUGGUACCACCCAUGCAUCGCCGCGGAUGACAACCGCUGGUCCUGAAUACGCUCCCUUUCGUCGGCCCCAAACUCCUGAACACCAACGGCAAUACGAGACACGCGAUCAUCGAGCAAACUCUGCAGGCUCUCCAGCUGGCCUUGGGCAUUAUGGGACCCCUGAAGCACGACGUUUUGGAACUCCUCAGCAGUCUUAUGCGCAACGCGUCGCUGCCCCUGAAGAACGCCGUGAGCCAAUUCGAGUACCCAAUCCAAACGUCCCCAGUACUUCAAUUCCACCACGGCCGAACAGUCAACCUAGCGGUUUUAACCCUCCUCCACCGCCUCGAAUAUCUGAUCCUCGUCCGCCAAUACACAAUGAGAGUUUGUUUGGGAGAAGGGUGGAUACCGCCUCACGACCGGACCCCCCGAGAGAGACGGCAUAUGGCAGACCUGCAUAUGAGGAGAGGCAUAAUUCAUACGGCUAUGAUAGAGACAGACAGGAAAGAGAGCGGGAACGGGAGAGAGAGAUCUUGAUGCAAAGGGGGAGAGAACUGCGGGAACGAGAACGAGAAAGGUUGGAAAGGGAGAGAGACAGGGAACGGGAACGACUUGAGCUUGAGCAACGAGAUCGAGAACGAGAGUACGCCCUCCAAAUGGCACAAAGAAACCCACAACCUGGCUACAAUCGACCGCCCGAAGCCCGAGAGCAGCCGUGGAUGAGACAAAGCUAUGAGCCUGCACCUCCACCUCGACCAGCUUAUGAACAGCCACCUCCUGAACGGGUACCCCCGCAAGCCUCAAAUGGCUACUACCCAGCUACGACAGCACCUCAGUAUGGAGGACAUUCUGCAUACGCUUCCAACGAAGCCAGAUACGGCCCAGCGCCCCAACCCAGUUCAGUGCCUAUAAAGCAUGAAUCCACCCCAGCUACACAAUAUGAAGCGGCCAUGCAAGAGCGACCAAGGUAUGCUCAACAAGAACAAAGGCCAAUGUAUGGUGGACCUCCCCAAAGUGGACCCUACCAAUCCCACGAAUCUCCAAGGAAAGGUGAGGAGCCUCCGCAGAUGCAGCAACAACGGUAUCUUGGUGUCCAAGGAAUCAACCGGACGGGCAAUCGCUCGCCUCUUCCUCAAGCUGUCCAGGGCGCACAAAGUCAGUUCAAUGCUCCAGGGGGGGAUCCGGCCAUUGCGAACGAAUUUGGUAAGAUAUUUGGCGGUCUUGGUGGAUCCGGAGCUAUGGGUGCUCCAAGUCCACUGAGUGCAGGGCCCCCAGGAUUACCAUUUUCGAACUCGGGACAGCUGCGUAGGGAAGAUUUAGAAAAUCUUCAGGAAUCACCUCUUGAGAAUGGGCAGAGAAUCUCUCGAACGGCAUCAAAUAAUGGCAGGAGAAGAAAGCUGAAAGAGGAAGGAGGUGAUGACGAGAGCAGUACUGGAAGGCAGACCCCGAGUGGAAGAGCAAAGCGCCCCAAGACUAAUAGUCACCACCACCACCUUCCUCAUAAUCAUCACCACCACCACCACCGCGCUGAACCGGUUGACACUACCUCAUCACCAUCACAAUCAAAUCUGACACCCUUUAAGAGUACUAGAGGGUCCAAUAUUCCCUCCCCACCAGGCCGGGAUCUAGGUGCAACUCAUCAUCACCACAUUGUCAAACACCAGCCUCACACUGCUGCAGCGAAGACUCCUCCUCCCACUAAGGUCAAUAAUAUCAUUCCUCUCCAGAAAGUCACGAUUCGCAACCAAGCGGUGUUGGAUUCUGUUGCAGAUCUUCCUCGCAAACACUUAGGUCAUGCAUACUACCACUCCUCUCUGAAACCUGAUCCUUUAGCCCCAAAACGCGAUUUCUCCACCAGCCGCGGCUUUGCCAGCACACCUCAGCCACUCCCCCGAUUCGAAGGAAAUGAGAACUGUACAUUUACUGUCAAAGUCAUGCGCGCUUACCUCGACCAUAAAAGCAGAGAAGAGAUUACCAUCAGGAGAGCCGUCUGGGGAACAGACAUCUACACCGACGACUCUGACAUCAUUGCCGCUUGCAUCCACCAAGGUUGGUUCAAAGGUGCAUGGCCGGCAGGAGUCGAUGAAAACCUUCUUGGCCUUGAAGUCACUGACGACGGAACCAUUCACGUCUUCCGAUCACUGGACGAAAUUUGGACGAAGCCGCCUCCUUCUGGUCCUGCUGACGUUCCCAAGAAUCGAGAUUUGAAUGUCAACAUUUUGAUACUGCCUUUGUUGGAUAAGUAUAGCAGUGUUACGAGAUUCGGCAUCAGAAGCAGGGAAUGGGGCGGAAAAUAUGAUGGGUAUCAUAGCAUGCAUGAUGGGUUGAGCUUCAUGAUACAGAGUAUUCAGUGGGUUGAUGGCAUCAAUGGGGUUGAGGGAAGGAGUGUGCAUGAUAGGAGAGAGCUAUUGGCGCAGGAGCAGCGAGAGGCCGACUUGGAAGCUGCGAAGACGCUGGAGGAGUUAGUGCUCAAUGGUAAUGGAUCUGGGAAACCGCAAUUCGAGGAGAGCUUCGAAAGGGGUGGAGACAGACCGGAGGAAAGGAGGGGUGAGAUCAGAGGCGUUGGCAUGGGGAGCUGGUGGAAGAAGCCGAAUGCUGUUCACAAAAAGGAACCGCCUGGCUCCGAAGCAAUCUCUUCUAUGGAAGAGCCAAAUGGCACUCUACCGUCAGCUGUACCCGCACCAUCCGGGGUUGUGGAAACCGUCGAAGCGGCACAAGAACCUGAACCACAAGAACCAGAACAAACCCAGGAGCGGGAUGUACGGCAAGAACAGUCCAGGCGAAUCUCAAGAGUGACAGAACUCAUGAUCGCGAACGCGAAUUCGUCCGAAGCCAUGGGCCAACCUGUCACCCCGAAGCGAGCAGAAAUCCAAGCGCCAACACCGUCGCCUAUUUCGCCUGUACAUCCGCAGUCAGAACCUCCUGCUCAGAGCGGAGAGCUUAAGCGACAAGAGGGAAAUGGGGAGAGGGAGCGUGAAAGUGAGGAGGAUACGGAUAUGGACGCUACGAUGUAG
Molecule: messenger RNA, 3549 nt
Organism: Hyaloscypha bicolor E
Lineage: Eukaryota; Fungi; Ascomycota; Leotiomycetes; Helotiales; Hyaloscyphaceae
Product: Rxt3-domain-containing protein
Exons: 2
Coding region: 1-3549 (1182 amino acids)
Source: RefSeq, a predicted model, not a curated record